Ogataea parapolymorpha DL-1 is the source of this 1308-nucleotide messenger RNA. RefSeq names its product DnaJ subfamily A member. The transcript has a single exon. Gene Ontology annotation, molecular function: Hsp70 protein binding. The coding region runs from base 1 to 1308 and encodes 435 amino acids. Gene Ontology annotation, cellular component: cytoplasm. Gene Ontology annotation, biological process: protein refolding. The record is from RefSeq and is a predicted model, not a curated record. Lineage: Eukaryota; Fungi; Ascomycota; Pichiomycetes; Pichiales; Pichiaceae.
AUGUCUCUUUAUGAUAUUCUGGGAGUGGACUCUUCCGCCUCCUCGGUCGAGAUUCGUAAAGCUUAUAGAAAAUUGGCUUUGCAAUACCAUCCUGACAAAGUCCCAGAGGAAGAGAGAGAAGAGGCAGAAAUCAAAUUUAAAGAAAUCAGCGGUGCCUACGAAAUCCUCAUAGACGAAGAGAAACGAAACGCAUACGACACAUAUGGAACCACAGAUGGUGCUCCUAAUGGGUUUGACUACCAUGAUUCAGGAUUCGCAAACGCUGCAUUUGGAGAAGGUGACUUCGAUUUUGAUCCUCAGGACUUUGCCAAUUUUUUCAAUGGGAUGGGAGGCUCUUAUGGGAGACGACCACCACCUAAAACGAAAACGGAGGAUGCAGUUUUGAAUGUCGAAGUAACCUUGGAAGAAAUAUACAACGGUAAAGUGAUAAAAACCUCUUCUACGCGGAAUAAGUUGUGCAAGCAUUGCAAGGGCAGCGGAGCACGUAAAUCAGCAGUCCCAAUAAAAUGCACCACUUGUCAUGGUGAUGGAUAUGUCAUGAAGAUUCGACAGUUGGCACCAGGGCUGGUAACCCAGCAGGCUGUUCAAUGUUGGAGAUGCAAAGGAAAAAGAACUAUCCACAAAGAGAAAGAUAAUUGUAAAAAAUGCAAAGGCAAGGGAGUGGUGGAGGAAUCCAAAAUUUUGGAAUUUAAUAUCCCAAGGGGGGCUCCCGAGACGGGGUCAGUGAUCUUAGAAGGUGAAGCCGACGAAGAGCCAGGAUUGAAGCCUGGGGAUGUGAUAUUGCAAUAUAAAACGAAAAAGCAUCCAAUUUUCAAGCGACAAAACCAAAACCUGUACACGAAAGUGACGAUUUCCUUGGUCGACGCUUUGUGCGGGUUUGAAAAUCGGAAGUUAGUGAAAACACUGGAUAAUAGAUGGAUAUCAAUCUCCGUGCCUACUGGGAAAGUUCUGCGGCCAGGUGACUCGAUUGUAGUUCCAAAUGAGGGAAUGCCGCUUGAUGACAAUUCCAACAAAAAUGGAGAUCUUUAUAUUGGAGUGGAGAUUCAAUUCCCCAAAGACAACUGGUUUUUGGAGAAGAACGACAUCAGCAAGCUCAAAUCAAUUUUGGAUAUAACUUAUGGCGGCCAACCCCAGACGGCGGCUGGCGAGAUCGAGGACGGAGAAAUUGUAACCAACGUGGCAUUCAAAAUACAAUCAAAGCACGAGCUGCCAAAAUCAUUCAACUCCUAUUUCAGUGACACCGAUGUCACUCAUAUUGGGGUGGAAGAGCCAGAACAGAAGAAAGGGUGGUUUAGCUGGUUUUCUUGA